This is a messenger RNA of Trichobilharzia szidati, 1131 nucleotides long. The record is from the annotation of a GenBank genome assembly. Lineage: Eukaryota; Metazoa; Platyhelminthes; Trematoda; Strigeidida; Schistosomatidae.
AUGAAUACAGCGACGAAUGCAAAUUAUCAUUAUGGUUAUGAUCAAGAAGCAGAUAAUGUUAAGGCAGAAACAGUUUCACCGAAAAAGGACAGACCACCCACUCCUCAUCCAAUUCAAUCAACGCUGAGUGACCACUGUCAUGAAAACUUCACUGCUGGUUCAAAAGUUGAUCUAAAAGCAAGGAAAAAACUAAUUUUAGCAAGUAUUUUAUGCUUAUUUUUCAUGACUGGGGAAAUAAUUGAGGUUGUUGGUGCAUUGGCUUCAGUUUUGUUAAUAUGGUUGGUUACUGGUAUAUUGGUCUACUUGGCUGUUAUACGUAUUAUACACAGUAAGUAUGAAAUCAAUGGAAAAAUUAUGCUCAUAACAUCAGCAACAGGAGUUGCAGUAAAUGUAAUUAUGCUGUUAACAUUACAUGAUCAUGGUCACGGUCACAGUCAUAGUCAUGGUCAUGGACAUAGUCACAGUUCAUCAUCUUCAAUUGAGCAUACACAUUCAACUGAUAUACCAAACACUAUAAAAUCUGAAUCGACUAACUUCAAUGGAAUACACAAAGAGCAGAAUAACAAUAAUAAUAAUAUUGACAAUUUAUCGUCUUCAAUUGAUGUUGAACAUGGUGUCAGCAAAGAACGGCAUAAAGCAAUGACUCGUCAAAAUAUUACUGUACGUGCAGCUUUUAUUCAUGUGGUCGGUGAUCUGUUACAGAGUAUUGGAGUUAUGGUUGCUGCUAUGGUUAUUUAUUUUCAGCCAGCGUAUAAAAUUAUCGAUCCAAUAUGCACAUUCCUCUUUUCUGUACUUGUAUUGAUUACAACUAUCAAUAUACUACGGGAUACUUUAAAUGUUCUCAUGGAAGCUACUCCACGUGGAUUGAAUUUCAAUGAAGUUAAAAAUGCAUUGAUUGAUAUACCAGGAGUUAAAGAAACUCACAAUUUACAUAUAUGGAGUUUAACAACAAAUAAAAUGGCGAUUUCUGUACAUUUAGCUAUAGAACCAAAUGCAAAUCCACAAGAGAUACUGAAAACAGCAAAUCGUUUAUUAAGAAAACGCUAUUUAGCGCAUGAUGUAACAAUACAACUAGAGAAUUAUGUCGAUGAAAUGGCUAUUUGUCAUCAGUGUAAAGAACCUUCAAAGUGA